AUGUCCACCAAAAACGUCCUCCGCACCAAAGAAGAUCAGUUCAAUGACCUCUAUCUAGCUACCCUCCACCGUCCUUUCAAAGGCCAAUACGAAGACAAAUGGCUAGAAGAACCGUUUUGGGCAGCCGUCGAGGUUUUCAAGGCUCAAGUCAAGGAAAUUGGAUACGACGAUCCAUUGGAACGUUUAAAGUCCUAUAGUGGCAGAGAAACAUUUGAAAAAAUCCGAGACAAUUUCAAGGCUGGUCCUCCGGCCUGUUUACGAGAGGGCUGGAUAAGUCCCUAUACCGGAGAAAAGAUUGAUGUCUUGUCCGCCCUUGAGGUCAUUCACCACGUCCGAGGAGUAAAGUACGAGGAGCUUUCGGAUCUUUCUGAGAAACACACAGGACAGGUGGCAGUCAUUGGUAUCAACAAUGAAGGCAUGAUUGGUCGUCAUCCCGCGAUGAUGGGCUUGGGAGGAGUUAAGGAGUUCAUCGAGACUAAAAAAGAAAACUUUCGUUAUUCAACUUAUGUUGACAACACCGAUGAAUAUGUCAGAGAGACGAUUUUCCGUAAAACCGAGUACAUAGCAAUUCCCUGCAUUGUAUUGGUGGUCGACAAUGAAGUCCGGUUUGCUGGAAGCGGCACUAAAUUUAAGGAACACUUCGAGGUGGCCUUGAAAGAAUUGUACCCCAAGGAAGAGUAA
This is a messenger RNA of Linnemannia hyalina, 681 nucleotides long. Lineage: Eukaryota; Fungi; Mortierellomycota; Mortierellomycetes; Mortierellales; Mortierellaceae. The record is from the annotation of a GenBank genome assembly.